CCUAGGGUUUUCAUUUUUGAUUGAGGAGCGGGAAAAACAUAUCCAAAACUUUUCAAUUUCUCACUUUCUCUCUCUUCUUUCUCACCUUCUCUCUUCACUCGAUCCACACACUCUCUCUCUAAGCUUCAAACUUUUCACUAACCCAUUUUCCGUUUUUCAGUGAAUUUCAAAACCCUAGUUUUUGUUUUUUGUAAUCUUCAACCAUAUGCAAGAACGUUGAAACCCUAGUUUUUUACCCAUUUUUACUGGGUUUUUGAAUUUGAUGAAAUUACUAUGAUUUUUGUGGUGAAUUUGUCAAUUGAAGAUGACUAAAGACGCCCCAGAAUCAAGUGGAGGUGCAUUCCAUGCGGUUCAUGCAGAACGUGACUUACAAUCCAAUUGGGAAGUUGACCUAGCCAAGAAACUUGAAGAGUAUUUGUUGAAAAUAUGUUCUGGUGAAAUCACUGGUGAAGAACAUGUGAAUUUUGCUGAAGCUGCUUUGCUGCUUCAGGGUUCGAUACAGGUGUAUAGUCGAAAAGUUGAAUAUCUAUACAACUUGGUAUUGCGUGCUUUGGAGUUCCUUUCUCAGAAAAGACAGGCAGAUCCUGUAGAUGGGGAAUCAGUCCAACCCGAUGAAGCUGGCCCUUCUGCUGUUGCUGUUGAAGAAAAUGAUCAGUUUUGGGGCUUAGAUGACAUCCCAGUUGAUGAAAAGAAUUCAUUGGACAGUUCAGCAGGAAAAGAUGUGAAUUUGGACCAGUUCAUAAAACCCCCUGCAAAUCUAGUUGUUCUUGAAGGCGACUGCUUGGAUACUGGCGGUGAUGGAGGGGAGUUGGAGUCUUAUCUGCUGUCCACCACUGACUUGUACCAAGAUUUUAUUUUAUUGGACAUGUCUGAUGCUGUUGCAGUUGAUGAGUUUAUGAAAGGUGGAAAAGCCGGUACAACACGUAAUGGUACUAACAAAGCAACCUCAACCCGUAAAAGCUUUCUUUCUCCUAGACGUUCUGGUGGAAGUGCUCAUAAAUCAGCUGCAAAGAGUCAGCGUGCUAAUUCCAUGUGCUCUCCUAAAAAUUUUAAUUUUGAAGACAAAGAUGCUCGGCCCAAUUCUCCGGCCUCUGCUGGUUUUGAUAACGGUGACUUUGGACCUAAUAUGGAUGAUGGAUUUGAUACACAAAUGGAUGCAGACAAUUCUGAUUUAGAGGAUGAAGAUGAUCCAUGGAAACCAUUGAAUCCUCAUGAACCAGGAAACUUGAAAGUGAAGCCCUUUCGAAAAGUGAAAUCUUCAAGAAAGAUUAGAAUCAAUGUGAAACAUCGAGUAUCUAUGAGCACCUUGUUUCCACUUGCAAAAUUGCAUGGUCCUAUCAGUCCAGAGCUCAUGGAAAUGUGGGAGAUGCGACGUUGUGCCCAUCAACGACGAAAGGAUUCUCAAUCCACUCCAACAUUAUAUGAGAAGUUGAGGCAAUCUCUUAUUAAUGAUGGAAAUGAAACCGGUGGAGCGUUUCUUAACACUGAAGAUGACAAUGAUGACAACGAAUGGGAUAAUGGAUAUCCCGAAAUUGAUAUGCCUGGCAAUGACGUCAUGGAUGAAGAUCUACCUCCUUUCAAUAAUGAGCAUGAAGUUGAGGAUGUUCAUGCUAAUGCGGAUGAAGCUGUAGAUCUUGAAUUUCCAGAUUCUCAGACAAGUUUGGAAGACCUUUGCCGCUCUCAUCUGAAUGCUCUCUUAGCUAGCAUAGCUGAAACUGAGAAGCAAACGGAAAUGGCUGCUAGGGUUUCAACAUGGAAACAAAGAAUCGAGCACAACUUAGAAGAACAGGAAUCACAUCCACCGUUUGAUAUCCGAGACUAUGGUGAAAAAAUUAUGGACAAACUAUCCCUUGAAGAAAGCAGCAGCAAUGUCUUGCCAUUUUCUGACUUGGUCAAGGGACAAGUAAAGUACGACGUCUCCCGAAGUUUCUCUUCACUUCUUCAACUGGUGAACAAUGGAGAAGUUGAUCUACAAAGACAUGAUGCUCCCGGAGAAUCUUUUUGUUACACAUCUGUUAAUCCUUUUCAUGUUAGGCUCCUAAAGCAUGAUAAGAGACAGGAGGUUGUGAAGCAGUUUGGUAUAUCGAAAAAGAGAGCAAAGUCUCCAACAAAAAAACCGUCUCCAAAUGGCGAGAAAAAAACAAGAAGGGAAAAAUCUCCAACAAAAGAACCAUCUCCAGAGGGUGAGAAAAAAACUAGAAGAGAAAAAUCUCAUUCAAAAAAACCGUCUCAAGAGGGUGAGAAAAAAUCUAGAAGAGAAAAAUCUCCAACAAAAAAACCGUCUCCGGAGGGUGAGAAAAGAACUAGAAGAGAAAAAUCUCCAACAAAAAAACCGUCUGCAGAGGGUGAGAAAAGAACUGGAAGAGAAAAAUCUCCAACAAAAAAACCGUCUCAAGAGGGUGAGAAAAGAACUGGAAGAGAAAAAUCUCCAACAAAAAAACCGUCUCAAGAGGGUGAGAAAAGAACUGGAAGAGAAAAAUCUCCAACAAAAAAAUCGUCUCCAAAGGGUGAGAAAAAAACUAGAAGAGAAAAGUCUCCCAUCAGCUCAUCUUCUAGGGAACAUGGAACAACAGGGUUAACAUCACCCACCAAUUCCAGUUCAUCUUCUAGGAAACAUGGACGAACAGGCUUAACAUCACCUACCAGUUGUAAGUUUUCUGUAAACCUUGGAAAGGCGAGUGCUAUGAAGUUCUCUCCUCAAUCCAAAAGACGGCGUAGAUCUCCAUUAAUCGAGCCAGUUAACGUACAUUCAGCAGGGUGACACUGACAUUUGCAGCAGCUUAUUCCUCUCAGCCUGGAAUGAUUUAAUUCAAGACAUUUGCUGAAUGUCUUACCCCUUAGUUAAGUUUGUGUAUUCAUUAGAUUCCUAGUUCUCACUAAUUAGUAGUUUUUUCAGUUUUCAUCUGUAUCAUUAUUGCUAUUGCCCCAAGUUUAACAUAUUUGAUGUAAUGAUAUCACCAUGUAACACCAUACAUUCUUAUUAAUGUACGUAAUAAUUUCCUUCAUUCUCAA
Messenger RNA from Medicago truncatula (barrel medic), 3012 nucleotides. RefSeq names its product condensin-2 complex subunit H2. Gene Ontology annotation, cellular component: condensin complex; nucleus. NCBI's taxonomy places the organism in Eukaryota, Viridiplantae, Streptophyta, Magnoliopsida, Fabales, Fabaceae. The record is from RefSeq and is a predicted model, not a curated record. Bases 305 to 2761 code for a protein of 818 amino acids. The transcript is spliced from 11 exons. Gene Ontology annotation, biological process: mitotic sister chromatid separation; meiotic chromosome condensation. Gene Ontology annotation, molecular function: chromatin binding.